This is a messenger RNA of Tachysurus fulvidraco (yellow catfish), 6793 nucleotides long. It is a transcript of the gene samd4a, whose product is annotated as sterile alpha motif domain containing 4A. Gene Ontology annotation, molecular function: mRNA binding; translation repressor activity; protein binding. The transcript has 14 exons. The record is from RefSeq and is a predicted model, not a curated record. NCBI's taxonomy places the organism in Eukaryota, Metazoa, Chordata, Actinopteri, Siluriformes, Bagridae. Gene Ontology annotation, cellular component: P-body. Gene Ontology annotation, biological process: regulation of mRNA stability; negative regulation of translation; nuclear-transcribed mRNA poly(A) tail shortening. The coding region runs from base 855 to 2939 and encodes 694 amino acids.
UCUCUCCUCUGGACUGGAGGGAGGGGAAAAAGAAAGGAAAAAAAAAAAGCCCAAGCAAUGCUGAGUCUUUGCUCUGGACUGGGGGCAGCAGAAAAGCAAAAGCAAGACUGAGCCUCUCUACUGGGACUGUUAAGGAGGGGAAAAAGAGAAGAAGAAGAAAAAUGUUAGGACUCCUUUCUGGACUUUAGGGAGGAAAAGCAAGGAAAGGAAAAGCAAAAGCAAUGCUGGUCGUAUGGUCAGGAGUGUAAGGGAAAAAUAUAUAGUAAUGAUGAGUCUGUUGUCUGGACUGAGAAAACUUGGUCAACAUGGUCAACAUGGCCAAACCCUGGAGUGAGCCUGAGUGAGCUGGGGCUUGAGCUCCACUUCCAACUUUCAACACAGUACUUUGGACACCUGAAUGCAGCCUAUUUUAAGGCUGAAUCAAAAUAGCCUGUAUAUGGGGAAAUUAUAGACAUAUUUGCCCCGAGAGUCAGGGACAGUCAGCAGCUUUUCUGAGUCCUAGACGCCUUCAGUACAGGAAAUAAAACCGGAUUGAAGGUGUUCCUGGUGAAAAAUGCCAGCAUCAAUACUAUCUCAUUAACACAGGACAGCCAUCACGGAGUGCCGUUGUUGUGUUUAUCACUCAUCACCCCAAAUUCGUGGAGGAGAACCACAACUCGUAUCAAAACAUAACCAAGAAUGACGACACAGCACUCAAGCCCUCGUUAACCUUGGGUCGCCCCUGGGUGUGACAUCAGAGGAGAUAAAUUAGAGCUUUUCCUGGAUCUAUCUGUGAAGUUAUUCCCACAUUAUUGAAUACAUCCUUCGCUCUUAUUAAACCCACAGUGCAGUGUUCAAGUGCAGCCCACCAGACCAUGAUGUUUCGUGACCAGGUGGGCGUCUUGGCCAGCUGGUUUAAGGGCUGGAACGAAUGUGAGCAGACCGUGGCUCUGCUGUCACUGUUGAAGCGGGUGAGUCGGACCCAGGCUCGGUUCCUGCAGCUCUGUCUGGAGCAUUCAUUAGCCGAGUGUACGGAGCUGCACAUUCUUGAAGUCGAAGCCAACAACCCAGCGGUGAUUGGCCAGUGGCAGGUCGAGCCAAAAGAGCGUCUCAUCUCUUUGGUCCUGACCCACCUGCCUCUCCUUAAGCCCGGUAACGGUGAAGCGAAGAGCGAGUACAUGCGGUUACUUCCCAAAAUCCUCACGCACACCAUCGAGUUUGGGCGGCACCUCGAGGAGAGCAGGCAGCUGCUCUCGUACGCACUCAUCCACCCGGCCACAUCUCUGGAGGACCGGGCUGAUCUCGCUCUCUGGCUCAACCAUCUGGAGGAACGGGCAGCCACUCGCACUGCUGGUGGAGGAGGAGAUUCACUGGAGAGAGUGCCUUCUUCUCAUCACCUCUACGCCCAGCAUCAGCGUUACGGCUCUGAUGAUCGCCUCAACGGCUGGCAGGGAUCCAGAGACUCGGGCAUUGCCACCUGGCACACACAACAACAACAGCAGGGCUGUGAGAAUGGGCAUCUCCUUCUAUAUCCAUCAUCAUCAGUCCCUUCCACCAUCAAUACAGUGGGCACAGGAAGUGGAAGCAACUCCAUCCUGCAGUCUGCGGGUCAGCACAGUCCCUUGAAGCGCUCCGUCUCUCUCACUCCCCCGAUGAGCGGUUCAUCCACUCAUCCUCUGGGACACGGCUGGCUCUCACAGGAGGACCUGCGGGGAAGGGGGGCCCCUCUCACCCCUGACCAUGCCCCUCUGUCUCCUCAGAGCAGCGUGGCGUCGUCAGGGAGCGGCGGCAGCGAACACCUAGAGGAUGGCUCGGGCCUAGGCAUGGCACUCCGGAGCUCUUUCAGUGAGGAGGGGAGCGGCAUGAGGGAUGUUCCGGCAUGGCUGAAGAGUCUUCGUCUGCACAAGUACGCCGGUCUGUUCUCCACUAUGACCUACGAGGAGAUGAUGUCACUGACGGAGCAACAGCUGGAGGCACAGAGCGUUACUAAAGGAGCACGACACAAGAUCAUCAUCAGCAUCCAGAAACUGAGAGAGAGACAGAACAUGCUCCGCUGUCUGGAAAAGGAUGUGUUGGAAGGCGGGAAUCUGCGUUCUCCUUUGCAAGAGCUCCAUUAUAUCAUCGGGACGCCAAUUAAAGCGUUUAACAGUGCGUCCGAGUCUCCGCAACGCCCCCUACUGAGCGCUGAGGGAAAGAGCACAGCCACUGGAGUGUGUGUGAGCGGAGGGGAAGCCGAGAGCAGCACCACACUCGUAGCAGAGGGGGACAUUCCGGCUCAGUUCACACGCGUCAUGGGCAAAGUGUGCACACAGUUGCUGGUGUCUCGGCCGGAUGAGGAGAACAUCAGCUCAUAUCUUCAGCUCAUUAAUAAGUGUGAACUCCAUGAGGCGUUCACAGAAACACAGAAAAAGAGGCUGUCGUCAUGGAGGCAGCAGGUGCAGAAGCUAGUACGCUCGUUUCCACGGAAACCUCUCCUGGACAUGACUGGAUACCGUCAGCAGAGGAGCAGUCGAGGUUUUGGUCAGUCCAACUCCCUUCCUAGUGCUGUGUGUGUGGGCAGCAGCGUGUGUUCCCGGAGGAACCUGCGGCAGUUUCCGGUGCCAUCGCGGAGUCUUCCUGCACCCCGGCUCGGCCUGCUGGGUACCACCGGACUGCUCACACACACGCACACACCACGCAGUUCCAACAAUACACCCACCAACCUGAAGCAGGGCAGACAGGGUCUGUGGUUUGCUAAUCCAGGCGGCAGUAACAGCAUGCCCAGUCGCACCCACAGUUCAGUGCAGAGGACACGCUCGCUACCUGUCCACACCAACCCGCACACCAUGGCCAUGUUCCAGCAGGCAGAUCUGCAGGUUCCUGUGACGGAGCCAGACAUCAAUAAUCGAUUGGAGUCCCUCUGCCGCAGUAUGACUGAACAUGCACUAGAAGAUGGUGUCGAUCGGACGUCCACUAUCUGAAGGAGAGUACAAAAAGGAGGUGGAGCUAUACAUGAAUUGAAGAGAUGGUGGAGAGGAGGGCCAUCUGUGCGGCAUACACCCGCUUUUGUCCUUAAACUCCGCCCACUUUCUCAUCUAACCAACUCAGUCAAUGGUAGUGGAAGUAAUGGCUGGUGGGUGUGGCUUACAUGCUACCAUUCACCUUCUUCUGAAAGCCUGCUGCAACUGACCAGCUCCCAUCAUCAUCAUCAUCAUCAGCAGUGUCAUCACACCAUGACUAAUUUUUCUAUUACAUUUAGCCAUCGGAUAUUUUUGGGAGAUACAAAGAGAAAAAAACUUUAACCGUGAUCAGAGGUACUGUAUUGUGCUGAGGUUUGGUGAAUGUGGAGAAGAGAACAGAGGACAGGAGAGAUCCACGAGUCUUGAGGACUGUGAAGCUGCCUCGCUGCAAACAGAAACCAAAAAAACAUACACACACUAAAAGCCAGGAGUUGAUCGUAAUCUGCAUGGAAUCACCAAACCGAUUCGUUUACACACAUCUAUCAGUUAUCAUCUCCAACAGCAGCAUGAGUUUACAAGUUUUUUGUGUGUUUCCUAGCUUCAUUUGGGAAUUAUUUCCCGGCUGUCCGGGAAGAGCUGUUGUGUGCAAAUUUGAGCAGCAGUGGUCAAGAGAGGAGAACAGGAAGGUGCAAGAGACAGAAUGAGAGACGGUACAAAAGGGAAAAGGGAAGUGAUGUAAGCAUGUGGAGGAUGUGAGGUAGAAUGAGGGCGUCAAGGGAAGUGGUUGAAGGCAUGUAGUAAUUCUGGCUGAGGUAGAUGUGUUUGUUCGGGAUGGAAAGAGAUACUUGGCAAGAUUUCCAGCUUAAAAUCUUGAUAGAAGUCACUGAUUUUGACUUGUUUUAUAUUUGAAUGUUUUAGGGAAAGCUUAAGGAAGUGAGAAUCAUGGAAAGAGGCUAAACUGGACCACUGCUCGUCUGGGGCCGUAUUUAUAUUCUUAGCUAUAUGCUUUGAUAUGGAUUGUAAAUAAAUAGAAAAAUGUACAUUUGUUUUGCGUAAUACUAUCCGCAUGCUGGAGUGACAUGGGAAAAUUUACUUAAUUAUGUAGCUCCACCUAGUGGCCAACUCAUGUAAUGUGCAGUCAUGUGCCUUCACAUGGACAUUCAGGCAUCCAUCAGAAAACAAGGGUUGAUGGUUUGUUCUCGGUGACUUCAAAUUGUGUUCCCCGUGUGACAAGAAACACAAACAGCUAAUUAACAGUUGAGUGUAUAAAGACUUGAAGAUAACAAUUAUUCAUGCCUCUUAAAAGGACGGAUUCGGAGUGCUCUGGCAUUUGAGAAGUUUCAGUAACAAAAUGCUAAAAUGGCUUUGGCUUUUUGUUUUAGUUAGCGCUACAAGGAAAUUAGCUGUUUUGUUUAUUCCCCCCAGCAUUGUCUUAAGGUCAGAUAGUGUAUUAGCAGAUCAUAUUAGUAGGUUUAUAGAGUGGAAUAAGCUUUUCGGUUUAACUUUACAAAUCUGUGCCUCGUUGUGAUUUUCACUUCGAGUGGCUGUUUGAUUUUGAACAUUGAUUAGAUGUUUGACUAGAACAUUGAUCAGAAAUCUAUAAAUGUUGUUGAUUUUCGGGGCAAUUUCAUGCCCUUAAAGUGAGGGUUUGUAGAGUUUUGUAGGUUUUUCUUUCUUCUCUUAUAUAAGAUCUUGUUUGUCAUUGCACUCAGUGCUGUGAAACGCUGAACUAUUGAAAGCAAACACUCUUGUGUGCAAUAGAUUGGGCAAAAUGUGCUGAAGCACACAAAGUAGAUCAUGAACUAGGGGUGUUCACUGGGGUUGGGAUCCCUUGGAAAGAAAGAAAAAAAAAGUUGUAGGUAGUGGGAGGUUUAAAUCUCUCUCUAUAUACGUGUAUAUAUAGAUCUCAUUCAGGCGAAGACGGGUAGAUAUUAAUCUUGUGAGACAAAGAAUCAGUUUACUGCAUUCAUCUUUAGUAAGUAAGUGUUUUAUCCUGUUCUCGGUCACCGUGGCUGAAAUAUGAUCAACUAGGUUUGUUAGAGUUGGCAGGAUUUAGUUUUUUUUUUUUUAAAGAGUCCCAUGAACACCCUAUCAUGUAUCACAGUGUGUAUGUUUUUAGCUCUUCACUGCCAACAAAACACCACAAUAACAGCACCUCAAGCUAGAUAAAGUCCAAAGAUGCUAUCACAUUUUAGCAAAGUGAGAAAAAGGAAUAGUCCAAAACUGUCUCUGGCCUUUUCCUCAAUGUAUAGACCUGUAAAAAGGGAACUGAAAAUGACUUCAUAAACACACGACAGUCAGAAAAGAACAACUGUAACAGCGAGUGACUAAGUUUUCUAACUAGUUUAACCUGAAUAGUGUUUGCUUUGCUAACUAUAGAACACAAAGCCUUAACGUUUCAUUGCUAAUUUACUACCAAUCGAUCUAAACUAUCUUCUGAGUGUUAAUGAACCCUUCAUUCUAGCCAGAUAAUGUUUAAUUAGAUAACUAGUUGUUUUGGUGUGUUUAGUUUUAUGCUAUGUUAUGUUAUGCUAGUCAGAAAAAAAACCCGUCUCUAGCUUGUGGCUAGUUAGCUAAGCUAAGUUAGCUAACUCUGCUAAUUGUUUAUUAGCUAGCGCUGUUUAUUUUUCGUUGGAAACUUCACAGCUUUCCUCUGGGAUUUGUGGAUCAGAAAAAACAGCAGUUUGUUGUUGUUGUUGUUGUUUUCUGCGUAUAUUUUGUUCUAUAGAGUCGUCGAUCUCAGCUCGCUCUAUGCUAGCAGGCUACAAUCCACCUGUUUAUAACUGAUUCUUCAUUCUAGGUCUGAGAAAGCACACACACAUCCUCCCAUAUCAUAUAAGAUAACGUAAACUCUGACGUAUUAAAUCAUUUAAAAAUGAAAACGUCCAUUAAAACUUACAGCACCUGAGAAACGUCUCUAGAGACUUUGUACUAAAAAAAAAAACAAGCACAGAAUGCGUCCUAUGCUACGUUCCCUAAGAAUGACACUCUUAUUGUGAGUUGAAUAAGACGGAGCAGAGCAUGGCCUUGUUUACUUUUCCUUACACUUACACACGAAUAAAUUUACAUUAAAUAAGUAAAUAAACAAACAAACAAACAAACUCCCCAGAAAAUGACUCCGUUACAUGUGUACAAUACCGGCGCUUUAAAAGUGUGACGCGUUCAAGGGCACCCUUAAUUCUCUAUACUGUUACUGUUCUGAACAACAAGGCGUCCUGAUUUUUUUUCUCUACUUUUGACGAGGAAAAUAGUUGUACAGAAGCAUGCAAUUAAGGCUUCGUGUGGUGCAUUUGUAUCACAGCCACUCAACACUGCCAUUUGAACGAACUUUAUUAGUAAAUCUCAAAAGAUUAUUAUUUAUUCUUUCUUUUUUUCUAUUAUUGUCGCAGAUGUUAUUGUAUUCAUUAGAUGUAUUAUUUAAGAUACCGUAUGUAUUAACUUGCUAUGGCUGGUAACCAUAAGUACAUCUCAUGUUAUUUUUUUGUCCUUUAUCUAAAAUGACUGUGUUUUAUAGUCUUUGUUUGAUUUUUGUUCUUAAUUCACUGAUUUGUUUCUUCUUUUGCUCGCUCUGGGAUCCCCGGUGGCCUGUCGCAUGCUGUACAGUGCUGUGUUUGGACAUUAUUAUUAUUAACACGUUAUUAUAUAGAUGAUAAACACAAAGCUGAAUUAUUAUUAUUAUUUUUUUGAUGGGUUUUGCAGUCGUGUGGCAGCGCGCGUGCACACUGAGGUGUAGGGGUGUGUGUGUGUGUCUGUGUGUGUGUCUGUGUGUGUGUGUGUGUGUGUGUGUUUAAACCUAUGUUUUGCCAAAUCUGAGCUGUCGGUAACAUAUAUCGUUGUGUCUACAUUGAAAACGAUUAAAUAUAUAUAUAUUUAUA